Molecule: messenger RNA, 4258 nt
Organism: Struthio camelus australis
Lineage: Eukaryota; Metazoa; Chordata; Aves; Struthioniformes; Struthionidae
Gene: LRRC17
Product: leucine rich repeat containing 17
Molecular function (GO): protein binding
Source: RefSeq, a predicted model, not a curated record
CCUCAAAAGUCUGCUGCAGUGCUUGUGCUCCUUCAGCAUACCAUGAAUGCAGGAUGCAGCGAGUCAUAUAAAGGAUUCUCUUCUUCACAGAAUGAAAGAAAGACAUGAAGUGCAAACCUGAAUGCAACCUGAAAGGUCCAAAUAGAUGAGCUUGUGACAUCCUUUUCCAGAGCCCAGGGAUUUCACAUACCCCAGCUGUGCCUCCUCAGAUUUGAACAACACUGCUUAAGACUAUCCAAAUAUUUCGACUGUUCCAGCUGUCACAGAAAAUAACUGGGGCCAGCUGAAUGUCAGGAUGCAAGCAGUAACUGUUAUAAUACUACUUCUUCUCUGUAAAGCAUCUGACUUUAGGAAGACAAGGAACAGGAGUCUGAGAAACAAUGAAAGGGAAAAUACCUUAAGGAAAGCUUCUAGCACUGUUAAGCGCAAUGCCCCAGGCCUCCCCUGUGACAUCUACACUUAUCUUCAUGAGAAAUACUUAGAUUGCCAGGAAAGAAAAUUGAUUUUUGUAUCACCUGAUUGGCCUGAUGAUUUAAAACACAUGCUGCUAGCAAGAAAUAAGAUUCGUAAACUGAAGAAUAAUAUGUUUUCCAAGUAUAAAGCAUUAAAAAGUCUGGAUUUACAACAGAAUGAUAUAUCAAAAAUUGAGAGCCAGGCUUUUUUUGGUUUGAAUAAGCUUACCACACUCUUACUUCAGCAUAACCAAAUUAAGAGUUUAUCUGAGGAGGUUUUUAUUUACACACCUGUCUUAAACUACCUACGUCUUUAUGAUAAUCCCUGGCAUUGCAACUGUGACCUGGAAACUCUUGUUACAAUGCUACAGAUUCCAGCAAACAGGAAUUUGGGAAAUUACGCCAAGUGUGUGCAUCCAAUAGAACUGAAAAAUCAGAAGUUAAAGCAGAUAAAAGCUGACCAGCUUUGUGGUGAAGAGGAAAGGCAGGACCCCCAAAAUAUAAAAAGGGAGAAGCCUGAAGCUAUCAAACCAGAAUUUGAUUCCUCUUUGUGCCACAUGUAUGUGUUUCCUGUACCAACUCUGAAUUGCAAAAGAAAAGAUUUAAAGAAAGUUCCAGGUAACAUACCUCCAGAUAUAGUUAAACUCGAUUUAUCCAACAACAAAAUUAGACAACUGCGAGUCAAAGAGUUUGAAGAUGUCAGUGAACUGAAGAUAUUAAACCUAAACAGUAAUGGAUUAACUUACAUUGAUCCUGCUGCUUUCUCAGGGCUCAUUAACUUAGAGGAGCUGGAUCUAUCAAACAACAGCUUGCAAAAUUUUGAAUAUGGGGUACUGGAAGAUCUUUACUUUCUGAAAAUACUGUGGCUGAGAGAGAAUCCUUGGAGAUGUGAUUACAACAUUCAUUACCUUUUCUACUGGUUGAAGCAUCACUACAAUGUUCACUACAAUGGCCUAGAAUGCAAAAUGCCUGAGGAAUACAAAGGAUGGUCUGUUGGAAAAUAUGUUCGAAGUUAUUAUGAGGAGUGCCCAAAAGACAAGCUGACCAUUUAUCCAGAAAAUUUUGAUCUGGACAAAGAUGAUGAGGAAUGGGAACGACACAAAGAACAAUCAGUUCAAACAGUAAAGAAGCAUGGUGUAAUUGUCACUGUGAUAGGCUAAUAAGGGAAACUUUUUUGUUAGUAGAUUCAAAUAUUUGAUACUCUGACACAAAAAAAAUCAUUGUUUACAUUUUUCAUUAACUAUACAGAUUGUUCAUAAGAGUAUCUGCCUACAACCAUUUCUUUUUAUUACAGUUAAUAAUUACAGAAUGGCAUUAGUUAUACAGCAUCCCUCAGAAAGUUAUUGUUUCUGACAAUUUGCUCAGGACAAUGCUUGUGAAAUAUUCUGGCAAUUAUCUGAAACUUUGCAAUAGAGAUGGACAGAUACAAAUGUAGAGCUGUGGCGGGGAGGAGCUGUUUUAUGCACAAACAUGGCUUAUGUGUUGACAGGAAUUUGCUGCAGGAUUGUGACCAAGACACAUUUUCCUUGAAUGUAUUGCCAGUACUUUAUAUCUACCAGUUUCCUGAAAUACUCCCAGAAGACAUUUCUAUGAUUUUUGUAUCAGCUUCCUGUUGUUUAAUUGUAUAUGAAAAAUCGAACUGAAGACUUAUCUUAAAUACAGUUCUAGAAUAACAGGAAUGACUGUUGUUAUAUUGAUUAGGAUACAAACCCAGAACUGGGUUCUACUAGCUUAUUUACGGCUGUUCAUGUUCAGUCUUGAGUGCAUAACGCAGCCUCUGCCUCUUCCGUAAUAGAGUUGUCAGAAAAUAGGAAUAACGAAGACACAGUAGGUUCCCAAAACCCAGCUGCAAAUGCUUGUAUCGGCCUUCUUUGGCUUUUGGAGUAGCAGUGCUGAAGUCUUUCUAGGAAGUGUUUUAGGCUGUCACGUCAGUUUGAUGUAAGUUACAUGACAACAUUUCUAGAUGAAGUGGAACCCAUGAGGACUGCUGUGGUCUGCAUUCCACACGCAGGUGCCCAUCCCAGCUGAAGGUAAGUAUGCUUUUGAGCGCUCACUAAAGGUGUGGGAUUCUCAAAUUCCCCCCAUCCAUGACUCAACUGUAAAAUGCGGAAUAUAGUACCUCCUUAUCUCACCAGGGUCUUACAAGAAUACAUUCAUUAAAGACUGCGAUGCAUUCGAAUAUUAUUGCAAUAGGGCCAUACAAAUUCCCUAGCUAAACAGACAAUACCUCUAAAUACAUAAUUUCUUACUAUAUAAUAUAGUGGGUAAAUGUUGCCUUACAAAAAAGCUGUUUUUACUGAAUUGCUGUACUUUGCUUUUACAUAAUACUUCUGGUUUUUAAAUCUCCGUGCCAUUUAAUAUUAAACUAACAGAAUUAGUGUCUCUUAAAGAUAGGUAUUAUACUGUCUUUUUUUAGAGAUGGGAUGAAUAAAUAAGUCCCCAAGCUAACAUGGUGGACAAGAAGGAGAUGAUGGAAUAAAACUUUGGUAUUCCCAGCUCUAGUCCUAAAUCAAACUACUACUCUUAGAUCAGUAAGAAAUAUGUAAGUGCAGGAUAGAGAUUCAGGGCCAAAACUUUAAAUAUCUGUUAGCUAUCAUGGAUGUUCUGGAACGCUCUACGGACAAAAACUGAUCCUUUAAAGCUCUGCACAGAAUCAUGGAGUUCACGGAUUCCGCUGGUGCUUCAGCCAGAAGCCCAAAAAGUCAAAUCCUUUUUAAAAAAAGUGUAAUACAGACCACUCAGAAAAAUUUUACACCAACAUGAAAUUAAAAUAAAUGAAAUAUUCAUAAAAUAUUAAGGAUGGUAGGAAGGCCUAAGAAUCCUUAAGCAAAAACGUGCUGUAAGUCAUUGUAUCUCUUCAUGUUCCCCAUUAUUAAGAUUAUCAAUCUAUUUAAUGUUGCUUUACUGAUAAGCUCAAUAAUUUAGCCAUCUCUUUUGGAUCAUCUUUUCAAAACUUUAUAGCAAUACAACAGUAUAUUACUCAUUCCUGUUCCUGGGAAUAUCUUAAGCAUUAUCUUACUUAUUAAAGGAUAAUCCUUAGAAGAUGGAAUACAGAUGAGAUUCCCAUUUGGCCAGAAAUAUUCACUAGGUGGGGCAUUUUCUAGAAACCUUUAGAAGUGCCAAAAGAAAAAAAAAUCUCUCAUAGGUAGUAGCCAGCAUUAUGUGAACUCCUCCUCCUCCUCCUCCUCCUUUCAAACUCUGGGGGAUUUUUUCAGUACAGAAUGGAACCACUGGGAAUGACUAAAAAGGACAGAUAAUGGAACCACAACAGAACAGCUGUUAUUGGCAGUACAACUAAUGGAGAAAAGCUGAGCUGGAAAAAAUGAGUUUAUAAACUAUGUUAGGUUAAUUUCUGCAGACAAAGAGUCAGUGUUCAGGAAAAAAAAAAAGCUAGAGGUAGGCCAAGGUCACGGCACAAAAGACAGUCCAUGAAAAGUAUAGCAGGAAGGCUGGGUGAGAGGUCUCUGACCUCUGUGGUCAGCAAGAGGUUAGCAGUUGGAAAAGCAAUGGAGUAAGACUGAGGACCACAAGCAGUGGCCUAACUGCUGUAGAUAAGAUCACAGGCUGUGGGGACUGCCAAACAGAUCACAAAGUGUCCCUCUUAGGAUCAAAGCUAAUACUCGGGAGUAGCAGUGAUAGAUUAAAGACAACUGUUCAGUAGAAACCAAAGUUAAGGGUGAAAUCUCUCAGUAGAGUCUAUAAGUCCAGUUUACUUUACUGUUAGUAAAGUGUCCAUCAACAUGGAGACUCUAAGGGAUUGUGUCUCAACAACUGUCUUGCAAAUAAAGGUUUCACUGUGGAUUUAA